Molecule: messenger RNA, 334 nt
Organism: Terrapene triunguis (Three-toed box turtle)
Lineage: Eukaryota; Metazoa; Chordata; Testudines; Emydidae
Product: histone H4
Exons: 1
Coding region: 17-328 (103 amino acids)
Biological process (GO): nucleosome assembly
Cellular component (GO): nucleosome
Molecular function (GO): DNA binding; protein heterodimerization activity; structural constituent of chromatin
Source: RefSeq, a predicted model, not a curated record
CGCAGGUCGUAACAUCAUGUCUGGUCGUGGCAAAGGUGGUAAGGGUUUGGGAAAAGGGGGUGCUAAGCGCCAUCGGAAGGUGCUUCGUGAUAACAUCCAAGGUAUUACGAAGCCGGCUAUUCGUCGUUUGGCUCGCCGUGGUGGUGUAAAGCGUAUUUCUGGAUUGAUAUAUGAAGAAACCCGAGGCGUACUGAAAGUAUUUCUAGAGAACGUGAUCCGCGACGCUGUCACUUACACUGAACAUGCCAAGCGAAAGACUGUGACAGCCAUGGACGUGGUGUACGCUCUGAAACGCCAGGGUCGCACUCUCUACGGAUUCGGGGGCUAAGUUUUC